Molecule: messenger RNA, 1602 nt
Organism: Pezoporus occidentalis (night parrot)
Lineage: Eukaryota; Metazoa; Chordata; Aves; Psittaciformes; Psittacidae
Exons: 4
Coding region: 881-1507 (208 amino acids)
Source: RefSeq, a predicted model, not a curated record
AUGUCGUCUAGUGUGAAGCAUCCCUGCCUAUGGCUGGGGGGGUUGGAACUAGAUGAUCUUAAGGUCCUUUCCAACCCAAACUAUUCUAUGAUCCUAUUGCACUGGUAUUGCAUUAAUACAGCUGCACGCACAGAGGUAACAGUGGGAUGCACUGCAUACAGAGUGUAGUGUUCUGCAUUGUUUCCCACUGAUGUUGCAGGAUGUUGGGACCACUUUGUGGUCUUCACUCAAGCACUUCAAACUCAGCCUUCCACCAUUGCUCCUGUCAGUGGGGCUAUGCUGCUGUUAAGGCAAAAGUAGCAAAGUAUUUUUCAUGGGAGGGAAGAGUUUAGGCAAGAUUUCAGCAAGAUGAAAGGUGUGAUAAGGAGAGAUGAUAGGAUUAAUAUUUGACAUCAGUGUAACCUAAGUAUAAUCACUGUCUCUUUUACUUUGGAUAAGAGUCAUCAGGUUGGCUGGAAGAGGCUGUUGAAAACAUGUACAUAGUACCUAAACAAGACUCAUCUUCAUAAAACACCUUUAAAUGAAGGAUUGCAGAAGUGCAAUAUCUCACAUGAGACCACUGCAAGUAUGGAAAAGCAGUUUUCUAUGUCCUAUCAGCAGAGAGGCUAAUCUAGUGCUGAAAGAUAGCCAGUUAGGAAACAAUUUAAAAUUUAAAAAAGAGCUGUUCUGAUUUCAGACAGAAUGAAUGGGCUCUAAAACAGACCCCUCUGUGGUGACAGUUUCAAAGAGUAGAGGGAAAAUCUGGGUUGCAUUUAGGUUUCUAUUGCCCUCACCACAUGAGGGAAGAGGAAGUUAAGCUACGAAUCUGAGAGGCUUUCAUUUGUUGUUUUGCUGAUCUUCAACAAAGACACCCUGAUGCAAAUGCUGAUAAUCCUGUGUGAUGAUCAUAAUUUCAGUGAAACUUCUUUUAACAAUGUGUUUUGGCUGCUUAGCUACAGGUCCCAGUAAUAUAACAGUCAUCCAAACACCAACAAAAAUGCGUCUAUCAAUUGGAGACUACACUGAAAUCGCCUGUAUUUGGGAAAAAUCUGUUGUGAGAUACAGAGUAAGCUGGUAUCUUCUUAAUAAAGAGAACAUCACCACAACUAUAUCAUCAAAACUUCUGUACGUAUACAAUGACACCAGUGACAGCAAGGAUGUGCUGGUGAUAAACUCUGUCAAUAUAAAUAACACUGGAUUUUACUACUGUGAGAUAAUUAGUAAAAUACCUUUCUGUAAGAAAGUAUGUGGAAAUGGGACAACAGUGAUUGUUGAAGAGAAAGAGGCUCACUCACUGAACAAGAGAGAUUUGGCAAUACGCGCCAUCAUUCCUUUCUUAGUGGCACCAGCAAGCUUGUAUCUUUGCUACAGAAAGAAACAGAAACAGCGCUCAAAACUUCCCAGUUCUGCACUGCUUCCUGUGCCAACAGGAGGGCAUCAGGGGAAGGGAAUGCUCGAGGCUGCAGAAGUUCAGGGGAGAAGUGAAUCCACAAGUGGAACAGCUGAGGAAAACUCAGCUGAAUGGUAAGUGGUUUAUAAAAAGACUCUCACCAUGAGAGGACUUCCAAAAUGAGGCAACUGGGGAGUGGGAGUGCCCUGAGCAGGAAGGACACAUCAAGCUGC